Messenger RNA from Trichoderma aggressivum f. europaeum, 1890 nucleotides. RefSeq lists its product as uncharacterized. NCBI's taxonomy places the organism in Eukaryota, Fungi, Ascomycota, Sordariomycetes, Hypocreales, Hypocreaceae. Gene Ontology annotation, molecular function: ATP binding; ATP-dependent protein folding chaperone. Bases 1 to 1890 code for a protein of 629 amino acids. The transcript is spliced from 9 exons. The record is from RefSeq and is a predicted model, not a curated record.
AUGCCUCAGCCCUAUCAAACCCAAGCGGCUACUGACGAGGGAAAGAGCCGAGAGCCCACGAUUAUCAUAGGCAUCGACUUUGGUACAACCUAUUCAGGCGUUGCCUGGACCACUUCAAGCAGACCCGGACAUAUCAACAUGAUAACGAACUGGGAUGCCGUCAAGAAUCACUGCAGUGACAAGGAAAAAGUCCCGAGCGUCAUCCAUUACGGCGAUAAAGGCGAAAUUUCUUGGGGUUACUCUGUUCCAGAGAAAGCAUCUUCACUCAAGUUCGAGUGGUUCAAGCUUUGUCUCUUACACGAGGGCGACAUUCCUAAAGAUAUUCGCAACGCGGCACAGAUUCAAGCUGCUCGCAAAUCUUUGAGAGAGUCAAACAAGCGUGUAGAGGAUGUGAUUAGCGACUAUCUACGGGAGCUAUGGAAGCAUAGCAUCAGGAACAUUCGGAGAGCUGUUGGUGGGCAGUUGGUGGACAUUUCCAAGUUCAAGGUUGUUGUCACCAUUCCCGCUAUCUGGCCAACCUAUGCUCAGCCUCGCAUGACCCAGGCCAUAAGAAAGGCCGGCAUUCUGGAACCUCGAAUUGCUGGCGAUACAGUCCUGAAAUUCCUUACGGAGCCAGAAGCAGCUGCUUUGGCUACGAUACACGACAUGAGCACGUAUAGCCGGCCGAAUAUGGAGGUUGGGGACCAUUUUGUUGUUUGCGACGCUGGUGGAGGCACUGUCGAUGUCAUCACCUACACCGUCAUCCAGACUGAUCCAAUUCGAGUUGAAGAAAGCGUCAAGGGAGACGGAAAGCUUUGCGGCGCUACCUUCUUGGAUGAGAUGUUUCUAACGGCCCUUCGAAGCAAAAUCAACAAAGUCUCUUCAAAUGCUUUCGAAAUUCUUGAAAAAAAUGGAGGGUUGCGUCGCAUUAUGCACAACGAUUGGGAGAAUGGCAUCAAACCUCAGUUUAGCAACUCUAAUCAACACUGGGUGGUUCAGAUGCCAAACAGCGGGUCAAACAGAAAACGAACUUAUGAUCAGUUCCACUUCUCAGACCUUAAAUUCAGUGCCAAAGAUGUCCAGAAGAUCUUCAAGCCAAUAGUGGCUGAAAUAGAGACCUUGAUAGCUAUUCAAGCAUCAACUGUCAAAAUAAAGUACAAAAAGGAACCCAAGUUCCUCGUCCUGGUCGGUGGAUUUGGCAGGCAGCUGUUUCUUUACACUCGGCUUCAAGACCGACUGAACUAUAAGAAGGGCCAAAAAGAGAAGACCGAAGUGCUACAAGGCUCAGGUGCAGAACCUUGGACAGCAGUCUGUCGCGGGGCCGUAAUAAAGGGACUCGAGCAGUGUGAAGAUACAACCGAGUCCACAGUCAGUUCCCGGAUAUCAAGAAUAAACUACGGCACGUCUUGUUAUCAUUCACCAUGGGAAGCGGAGCAGCAUGAUCCACGGGAUAAACGCUGGUGUGAUAUGGAGCAGGAGUUCGUAGCUAAUGACCAGACAUCUUGGUUUUUACACGUUGGUGAAACUAUUCCCGUAGAUGAGCCUAUCACGAAAAGUUUCUAUCAGAACCUCACGCAACCGACCGAAAUAGUUGAGACCAGUUUCAUCUACUCAACGACGAGUACUCCGUCAAAAAGAUGCGAUGAGACAGUCAAACAACUCUGCAGCGUACGCUGGGAGAGAGUUCCUAAUUUCUACAGCCUGCCUACUCGGAGAAAUUCAAAAGGUCGGGUUAUCAGGUACAUUGAAUACGAUGUUAAGAUGACAUCAAACGGAGUAACUCUAGAUUUUGAAAUUGUUUGCAACGACCAAGUCAUGGCGUCGACAAAUUUCUGUAUCGACUAUACCGGCUGUGGUUCUACCGUGAAUCAAGGAGACGAUGACUCGACCGAAGACUCUGGGGAUGAUUGA